Molecule: messenger RNA, 2033 nt
Organism: Somion occarium
Lineage: Eukaryota; Fungi; Basidiomycota; Agaricomycetes; Polyporales; Cerrenaceae
Source: the annotation of a GenBank genome assembly
AUCCACUAGCUGGGAGUCGUGCAUUGGAAAAUCACGCUUUGGCGGCUUCACAAAGGUGGAAUAUUAAUUCAACUCAAUGCAAGUCUUUGGUCGUUCUCAAAGAAUGACUGGGAACAAUUCGGGAGGGUCAGGUGGCAGAUUUUCUCAGCGCCCAGUUGAGCAUUUCUCCUCCCUCCCCUACCUUUCCCCCCAACCACCAUAGCCUUCAUUAAUUGUACUUCACUGUGCCGACUACGAAUGCAGCACCUUGUCCUCAUGUUGGGAUGUACAUGAAGGUCCUUGGACCGUUUGUUCUUAGGGCUGACUGAAUGGUCUAUCGGAUAGUCCUGUCAGUCAACGCACCGCUGUCAUCGCCCCCGCCGUUGAAGACCUUUGCGAUGCUAUAAAGCCAACUAUUGGUCCCUAUAUCUUUGUUCAUACUAGUGCAUGGUCGUUGGGACGUUCAAGGCACCGUCUGGCACCCGCCACGGAAACAAGAAGGCUUUGUGUAUUGGCAUCGACUACUCGCUGUUGAUACAACCCGAAUGCCCCCAGUUGGUGGGACCACACAACGACGCGAGGGAUUUCGGAGUAUUUCUCGAGCAAUCCCGGGGUUAUCAGCAUGUUGUUGUCAUGGUAGACGAUCCAGACAUCCCAGAGCAUCUCCAUCCCACCCGCGAUAACAUUGUUCGGGAGAUGGGGAGUCUUGUUCAUGACGCUGGUCCGAAUGAUAGUCUCGUCUUCGUGUAUGCCGGCCAUAUCGAUCAGGUCAAAGCGAAGGUCGACAAGAACGAGGCAGAUGGUAUGGAUGAGGCGAUAGUACCAAUGGAUCAUACACACGACCAGUCUCGAUUGUUAUUGGACGAUGACGUUCGGAGGCUCAUCGUCAACCCGCUCCUUGACAAAGGUGCUAGAUUGACGGCUAUCAUUGAUAGUUGCCAUUCUGGAACUUUGUUGGAUCUUGAUCACGACAAAUGCAACAACAUGGCAAUUGCACAGGCUUAUAAAGCUCGAGCCCGCUGGAUUCGUGCCGCUCGCAUGCUUCACUACGUGACCGUCUUCUUUCGUGGUCGUUUCAUCCAAGGGGAACAGAUAGAGGGGCGAACUGUCAUGGCUCGUGAAAUUGCCAUAUAUGUGGGUCCGUCAGAGCCAGGCUCUUCCAGCACUGUCACCCUCAAGAGCAAGGUGCCAGCGUUUCCUUCGGCCCACUUUCAACCUAUUACACCUCUUCCCGACAAGUCUCUACCGCAGACCACAAUGACACUGUACCGUCCGCAGGUGAUAUCAGCGGUCCUACCUCCCUUUCAACCACUCUACCUAAGUAAUCCUUCUCAACCUGGUACCUGCUCCGGUCAUUGUGUCGGCUGUUCGAUGACUGAACCGAAUGUGGUCUCGAUAAGUGCGUGCCAUGAUGGAGAAAUAAUUUUUGAAGAUGCAAAAGGACGGUCGCUAUGUCAGGCUUUACUCAAGAUCCUUCAUGAAACACCGGAGCUCUCUUACUAUGAACUCAUAGCUUCCCUUCGGUAUCGUGUCCGCCGGACCGUUUCCAAGCUUCAUGAAUUUCAUCAUGCUAAUGGCACUUGUGCGGAGAUACUUUCUCGCAGAUCGUCUGGAAAAGAAAAUGAAUCCCGUGAGGAGGUCUUCACCCCCAGUCGAUGCAGAGCAUCGACAAUGGAGGCCUGCUUUUGGGAUCCUCAGAUAUGCAGUCAGACACCAGUAGACGUGAAGGCGACAUUCCGCCUCUGACGCCUCUGACGACGCCGCUUGCGCAUGUGCUUUUCAUUGUUCUUCAGCUGUCUUCUCUCGAUUUUCUCGAUUUUCUCAACAUUCUUCAAUCCGGCCCAAUUGAGCGCUAAUAUCCUCGCUUCGGACGCUUAAUGUCAAUUCUGUCUGUUCUUCCUGCUUAGAUAUCUGUCAUGACGAACCCUUCAUGGUCUCUUUUAUUCAGUGGCUCGUACCUUGCACUACAUGCUCUAUGAUUUCGCUAACGCCCUAUUACCAAUCUUGUAUUCUCAUGGACAAAACAUCUUUUGGAAUAUAUCGCAUGAAAUAUC